Molecule: messenger RNA, 941 nt
Organism: Papilio machaon (common yellow swallowtail)
Lineage: Eukaryota; Metazoa; Arthropoda; Insecta; Lepidoptera; Papilionidae
Gene: CTL11
Product: C-type lectin domain family 10 member A-like
Exons: 5
Coding region: 1-882 (293 amino acids)
Molecular function (GO): signaling receptor activity
Source: RefSeq, a predicted model, not a curated record
AUGCUCUUUGUUUUCUUCCCAGCAUUGGCGACAGCUAGCCCGAGACACAAACAAUACAGAACCGACUAUGAGUACAACUCAAAGACAGAUGCCUUCUACAAACUGCAUAUUGCGACCGCAACAGACAAUGAGGCGAAAUCGCGUUGCCAAGAAGAAGGUGCUGAAUUGAUGACUAUCUCUUCCCAAGACGAUGUAGUACAAGUUCAUAAAAUGCUUAAGCAGUUCCCAGAUAUAGGGAACUAUGUGUUGGUCGCAUCCGAUGGGUUGCAACAUGAAUCGGCCGAAGAACCACCACUUAUAUACAUGGAAGAUCCCGAGUGGUCUGAGACAUCAAGGGGACAGUGUAACGUGGUCACUCGAGAAGGAAUAGUAGAGACCUCCAACUGCGUCAAUAAAAAAACAUUUAUGUGCAAAAUUAAAUCAAUCGACGUCAUCUAUGAUCCAAGAUGCAAAGUCUACUCUUCAGGAUACAAAUAUUACAACAACACGGGGAGCUGCUACAAGAUCUCCCAGACCGCAGCGCCGUGGAACAGGGCUUAUUUGGAGUGCCACGCCGUCGGCGCUCACCUUGUCAUCAUCAAUUCUCAGUCUGAGCGUACCCAGCUCUUCAAGGUCAUGAACGCCGCCCCGCGGGUCGCCACCUCUGCUGCCUCCUGGUUCAUCCUAGCUGGUAUUAGAGCAACCGAUGCCAACAAUACCAGAAUUUUCAAGACUAUUUUUAAUCAGACAUUGGAAGAGGCGGGCUUCGCUGAGUGGUCGCCCGGCGAGCCCAACAACGCUUCCGAGUCAGAGAAAUGCGGCAGCAUCUUCUUGAAUGACGCCAAAUACAAUGACGUCGAUUGUUCGCAACAAUUCGCCUACAUGUGUGAAACGGAAAUCUGAAUUAAUCCGGCUUAGUAUUAUUCAUGUAAAAUUCAUACGAGUAUGUUAUCAUCAGGCUG